AUGGCUAUUAUUCCAGACGACCAUCUUGGUCUCCGACUCCCUAAUCCACCACCCUUGUUGCAUACUCGUGGGCAAUUCGAUCGCCCCGCUACUCCUGCCGAUGGCUUUACCAGUCCACCACAGACUCCCCAGGGUAGCCCCAGCAAGUCAAGGUUGCCUCCGGGCGCACUCGACCUACCCAAUGUCUUCGACAAGGCGAUGAAGUUGAAUCCCACCACCCCCUCCAAAUCGACAUACAACCACUACAAUCAUCCAAUGUUCUCUGCUGGCAAGAGUGGCGAGGACUUCAGCGAGAGCGUUAUCCACCAAACCCCUUCGAGCCCAACGCGUAGAGCCAACAAGGAGAACACACCCCCCAACCCAACACGUCUAAAGGACCUGGGAUCGACCCCAACUGCUGCAGCUCUUUCGCGCCAAGAACCAUACCAACCACGCGAUGAUACGACCAGACGCCAGGUGCAGAUGCGCGGCCUGACCCCCGAGGAAAUGGAGAAGCUAGCACAGCCCAAAGUGAAGCGCCUCGUCAAUGUGACCCAACUCUACUUCCUUGACCAUUACUUCGAUCUCCUUAGCUACGUCCACAAUCGCCAAACCCGCCACACACAAUUCAAAGCCGCUUACCCCGAACCCCCUGCUACCCCUGACGAAGAGUACGAACCCGCCCUCCUAAAAUACCUCGGCCGUGAGCGCGCACAUCUGCGGAAGCGUCGCACACGUCUCCGCCAGGGCGACUUCCAGAUUCUGACUCAGGUUGGCCAGGGUGGAUAUGGACAGGUGUAUCUGGCACAAAAGAAGGAUACGCGCGAAGUGUGCGCGUUGAAAGUCAUGAGCAAGAAGCUGCUUUUCAAGCUGGAUGAGAUUCGUCACAUCCUAACCGAACGCGAUAUUCUCACUGCGGCCAAGAGCGAGUGGCUAGUCAAGCUACUCUAUGCCUUCCAGGAUGAUACGCAAAUCUACUUGGCCAUGGAGUAUGUUCCUGGUGGAGACUUCCGCACGCUGCUGAAUAACACUGGCGUUCUUCAUAAUCGACACGCCCGUUUCUACAUUGCUGAAAUGUUCAGCUGCAUUGAUGCGCUCCAUGUGCUAGGAUACAUUCACCGUGAUUUGAAACCUGAAAAUUUCCUGAUCGACUCUACCGGCCAUGUCAAGUUGACCGAUUUCGGUCUGGCAGCUGGUAUGCUGAGCCCGGGCAAAAUCGAGUCAAUGCGUGUGAAGCUUGAGGAAGUCGGGAACACCCCCGUUCCCUUCGGUCGACCCAUGGAACAACGUACAAUGGCCGAACGACGACAAGGAUACCAGUCUCUGCGCCAGCGGGAAGUCAACUACGCCAAGUCGAUUGUCGGAUCGCCGGAUUACAUGGCGCCGGAAGUUCUCAAGGGCGAUCAAUACGAUUUCACUGUGGACUACUGGAGCUUGGGAUGUAUGCUGUUUGAGGCAUUGGCAGGCUACCCGCCUUUCGCAGGCGCGACAGUCGAGGAGACAUGGCAGAACCUAAAGCGCUGGCAGAAGGUAUUGCGGAAGCCCGUCUACGAGGACCCAAACUACUUCCUGUCACGGCGGACGUGGGAUCUCAUCACGAAGCUAGUUGCUGGGAAGGAGCAGCGCUUCAAGAAUAUCAAGGAGAUUCACGCGCAUGACUAUUUCGCCGAGGUCGACUUCGAGGGUCUGCGUGAGCAACGAGCUCCAUUCGUGCCCGAACUUGAUUCGGAGACUGAUGCUGGGUACUUUGAUGAUUUCAGCAAUGAGGCGGAUAUGGCCAAGUACAAGGAGGUCCAUGAUAAGCAGCGGGCGCUGGAGGAUAUGGCCGAUCGCGAUGAUAAGAUGAGCAAGGGCUUGUUUGUCGGGUUUACUUUCCGUCAUCGCAAACCUGCCGUCGACAGCAACGGCCGCAGCAGCUCGCCGCGGAAGCCUAUCGCGACGGAUGGCACAUUCGGCACAAUGUUCUAG
This is a messenger RNA of Penicillium roqueforti, 1947 nucleotides long. Its product is annotated as putative serine/threonine protein kinase. Lineage: Eukaryota; Fungi; Ascomycota; Eurotiomycetes; Eurotiales; Aspergillaceae. Gene Ontology annotation, cellular component: spindle pole body. Gene Ontology annotation, molecular function: protein serine/threonine kinase activity; ATP binding. The transcript has 3 exons. Bases 1 to 1947 code for a protein of 648 amino acids. Gene Ontology annotation, biological process: peptidyl-serine phosphorylation; intracellular signal transduction. The record is from RefSeq and is a predicted model, not a curated record.